This is a messenger RNA of Rotaria sp. Silwood2, 1641 nucleotides long. The record is from the annotation of a GenBank genome assembly. NCBI's taxonomy places the organism in Eukaryota, Metazoa, Rotifera, Eurotatoria, Philodinida, Philodinidae.
AUGAAAGCAGUAGAAGUAGCUCAGUACGAGAGUGAUUCAAAGGAUGAAGAAAUUAUUGAAGAACACAGUGUGAGAAAUGAAAACAAAAGAGUUCAUAGAAAAAAGAAAACCAAGUUUUGGAUCAAAGAAGCAACGUUUAAUAAUGCUGGUGAAGCAGAAGCAUCGAUUAAAAGUGAAUGGUCAAAACAUUAUACAAAUUAUACUGCAGAUGGAAGAAGAGUCUAUUAUAGGUGUAGAAAAGCCAAACGUCAUGGUCUUCAAUGCAGUUCUUCUAUCUCUUUGCUCCACCAUGCUGAUAGUGAUAAAGUGACUAUGUACAGAACUGAAGCUGAUCAUGAUCAUUAUGAUAACGAAGCUCAUGGUAUAGCUAAAGAUGUCAAACAAUGUAUAGAAGAAUUAUGUAAUGAUGGUAUAAAGAAGCCAAAACUUAUCAUUCGAGCUCUUCAAUCUAGACAAUUAAAAGUGCCAACAUAUGCACAGCUGAAUAAUUACCUUGGCUAUUAUAAAAGGAAAAAAUAUGGUUCACAUACAAUUAGUCUAGGCGAAUUAAAUCAAUGGUGUCAAGAUAAUUCAAAUGUUCCAUCUCAUGAAAAUAAAGCUUUUGUUGUUUCUUAUAAGAUACUAUAUGAUGAUGAAGAGUAUGAAGAUGUUGAUGAUACAAGUGGAAGAAUCUUUCGCUUAUUUUUAUCAUCUGUGCGCUUCCUUAAUAUUGGAUCAGUAGCCUCUCAUAUAAAUGCCGGUGCCACUUUUAAGCUUGUGUGGCAGGGCUUUCCAGUCUUGGUCAUUGGUACAACUGACCUAAGCAAGGCAUUUCAUCCACUUGGAUUGGCUAUUUGUUCAAAUGAAAAAGCAGAAGAUUUCGAACUCAUCUGCAAUGCUCUUCAAAUUGGUAUGCAAAAAAUCAAGAAAAAUUUAUUAAAACCAAAAGCAUUAGUAUGGAAUGCAGCUGAUUCAAUUAAAAAUGGUUUUAGAAGCGUGUUUGGCAAUUCGUUUGAUCAAAUCAUGUGUUGGUCCCACAUGAAGCGAAAGAUUGAAAAUCGUAUAUGUCAGGUAAACGAUAGAGAUAUUGCUAAAGAAAUGGUCGAAGACAUCGAAAUGCUUCAAUUAUGUAACUCUUCGAGUUUAUUUGAAUUAGCAACUACACUGUUUAUGCAAAAAUGGAAAUAUAAUACUAAGGAAAAAAAUCAAUCGGUAUUAGAUUUUUUAGAGUAUUUUGAUGAUGAAUGGCUUAAAUCAAACCCUGGUUGGUAUGAAGGUAUUCGACUUUAUACACCAAGUACCAACAAUGCGUUGGAAGCAAUCAAUAGAACGAUCAAAGACGAUGGUACAUUUCGAGAGCAUCACGUUUUAUCGAGAUUCUUGACAGCGUCUUCAAAUAUUGUACGUAAUUGGUCAAUCAAUCGUGAUCCAUCAUCGGCAAAUCCAAAACAAUUUGCUACAGAACCAACAAUUACUUUAGACUUAUGGACUCGAUCAUAUCAAUGGGCAAAAUCAAAUAAAAAUAUAAUUUGUAUUCCAAAUGACUCUGCGAAGAUUUAUUAUAUACCAGCACGUGAUUUACGAUCGGUUUCUCAAACUAAUCUAAACAGAUAUAGAAAACAAAAAAUUCACAACGUUCAAUCAAUUCAAGAAAUCAUUUGA